Colletotrichum phormii is the source of this 791-nucleotide messenger RNA. RefSeq lists its product as uncharacterized. The record is from RefSeq and is a predicted model, not a curated record. The transcript has a single exon. Lineage: Eukaryota; Fungi; Ascomycota; Sordariomycetes; Glomerellales; Glomerellaceae. The coding region runs from base 72 to 515 and encodes 147 amino acids.
UUCAAGAAAGGAAACCUCCGGUCAAGAUUUCAAAGUUGAAUCAAGGCCUCCGUGAAACAUCGCCGGCCACAAUGUGUGUUCUCGACACAUUCUACUCGGGCUCGUCGACUAAUAAACCCCGAGGCAUCAAAGCUCGGCACCCAUCUUGCAGAGCUCGGCCACGCGUACGCCCUACUAAAGCCGGCAAGAAAAAUCUCCGUGCGUCUAUCGCCCACCGCGGCUCCCACUCGACUCGGCACCUCGAAGCACAUCUUAGGUUCAAAGUUUCUAGUGUCAUCUGUGCUCCUCGAGAAACAGUUGCCCGCUCGAAGCCGGACGCGACAAGGUGUUCCCAGCUGCUGGCCGUCUAUCCAGCGAUCAUACUGCCCGUCUCUCGGUAUUUACGACCUGUUUGCUCGCCAAGACUGUCGUUCUGCCUCGCAAAUUUGCUCGGUCUCGCUCCUUGUCGUGUUUCAUGGCAUUGCACAACGCGUAAUGAUGGGAUUGAUUGUGCGCCCGUCAUGGACUUGGCGUAAUGCAUGCCGUGCGCUCCCUCUCUUGUUUGUGAGGAGUAAGCGGAGUUUUUUUCUAGCAAUGGUUCACCUAUGGGCCUCUGGGCUUCUUGGCCUACCAUGUUUCCUGGCGACAUCACUUUGUUGUCAUUCGUACUCGGACAGAAUCCAAAGUAUUGGACUAUGGUGCCAAUAGCUGGGAUUUUAAUACGGUCUCUUCUGUGCUAGGCCAACUUGAGCCUUGUGUCCUUCGGACCAUUUGGGGCGCAGGUUGUAGAGUUCAAUGGUGCGGCCGUCUGA